GAAAUAAAGGGUGCAAGGUUGGCAACCGUGGUCCCGUAAAAUAUGGCGCAGAUGACAGAUAUCUAAAACUCGAACGAUUUUCUUUGUUUUCGUUCGCGAUUGAGUGCCUUUUAGCGUUAAUCCCACCAAAUUUCCGGAAAACCCGAAGAAUACUGCCACGCGGAUUACUUAAACGACCGGAAAAAUCACCCGCCGCGAGAAGUGCUUAUGCGGUGUUGUUAAAUUCCUUUUAGAAAGAGACGGAACACGGCUUUAAAUCUGUCAGAUUUUCGCUCGUUUUAUGGAUUUUUGGGGAAUAUUUCGGAGAAUUCCUAUAAGUGAAGAGUUUUAACCCAAAGUUAUCAAAUGUGAAUCCUUUUCAAGAAAAUCUGGAGUGCUAGCUAAGCUAGCGUGCAAUGUGAGACGAUUGAGGGACGUUUGAGGGCCCAGUAUGGGCCAUCAGCCUUGGCCCCAAAGUGCAAUGAACCCCACAAUGCCAGCCCGUUCGUCGGGCUAUCACCAAAAGGCGCUGGAGGAGAUCCACAAUUCGUUGCUGCCCUUUGCAAAAAGCAGCGGCGAUAUUGGUGGGUCCAGCGCGGCUAGUACCAUAUCAAAUCUAUCAACGACGAGUGGGGCGAGUUCCCUCAGCUCUACUUUUGGUAGUAAUGGUACUGAAAAGGAAUACAUGAAGCAGUGUAUGACUUAUUUGAUAAAUAUUGGUUGUUCAGAGGAGAUGGCUAUUAAAGCUAUGCAAAUGUCAGAAGGGCGAAUGGAGAUUGCGGUUGAUUAUGUUAAGCCCAUUCUUGAAAAUGGUACGAAAUCUUAUCAGAAAUUGAUGAGGAAGCCGAGUAUUGAAAGAGAUUUGGUUUUGCAUCGAGGAAGUCCUGCUUUAGAUAGCGGGGCGGGUAGUUCUCGCUCUGAUAGCCCUCGGGUGGCCGAUUUACAUCCGCCUGUUAAUCGGCAAUACUCCCCUAGCAAUUUUAGCGAGCCUCCCCCGCCUCCUCCACCAAGAAAUACCCCGCCACCACCUCCGCCACACGUGUCUUACCAACCAGUGAUUCAACAAAUGUUUAAAAGGAUGUCUCCAGCACCAGGUGUGCCUUCGCGAGCGCCCCCAGCAGUGCCUUACAACUCCCCCGCUCCCUCCCAACGGGGAACUAGUCCAGUUAGUAUGGUGUCAUCAUCAGGAGGAAGGCAGCCGAUGGUUGUUCAAAAUAGCCCCCAAGUUCAGCAACAACUCACGCAACAAAUUCAAGCAUUGAAUUUAUAUCAAAGUUCAACAACAGGAAACGCAGAACCGCCCCCUCCAUAUCCAUUAAUCUCACCUUCAUCAGGGGGAAAUGCCCCACCUCCUCCGAGUUACAGCGCAUCGAUUCAAAAUCGGCAAAGUCCAACUCAAGAUUUUCGAAAAUCGCCUUCGUCGGGGAUUUAUUCUGGUUCGGCAUCGACGGGAUCUCCUAGUCCUAUCCCCGUGGCGUCUGCAACACCUACAUCCAUGCCGAGGCCAACUCCUAUGGCGGCUCGCGGGGCUAGACAAGCAAAAACCCAACCACCCAUUAUAAUGCAAUCAGUUAAAAGUACUCAGGUACAAAAACCAGUUUUACAAACAGCCGUUGCGCCCACAAGUCCUCAAAUUCCCCCAUCACCAACGAGUACAAUGCCAAUGACGAAUCCUCCCCCUCCCUACACAGCUUCAAUUCAACAAAAACAAUACGCGAAACCCGCUGCGCCAAAUCCUACAUCUCCAUCAUCGGGGGCCGUCGCCGUACCCACCACGGAACCCCCAAGCUACGCUAGUACAAUGCAAGCGAAAGCAAAAGCUGUCCAACAAAGAGUUAUGUUGCCUCCCCCACCUUAUUCCGAUGAAAACAUCGCAGCCCAAGUUGCUACAGUUGAAAGUAACAUGACUCCGAGGGCAGCCGCUCACAUUCAUCCUCCACUACAAAGGAAAUAUUCCCCAGCCGUUCAAGUAGAUUCAAGGGAAAAUUGUGAGAGUCGAUUGCCCCCAUACCCAGAUAAUGGAGCACCACCUUUACCACCUACAGCUUCAUCAUCGGUAAUAUCAAAAAACAACGUCAACAACACAAAAAAUAAUUCGGAUAAUCGUUCAGAAGGUCAACAACCUCCAUUUACAACGAUAAAACAUCAAUCACCGAUCCCCGAACGGAAACAAAUUAGUAAAGAAAAAGAGGAAGAACGGCGCGAUUCAAAAGUGCGCAAUUAUUCCCCGCAGGCAUUUAAAUUUUUUAUGGAACAACACGUCGAAAACGUCAUAAAAUCGUACAAACAACGUCUUUAUCGUAAAAUUCAACUCGAAAACGAGAUGAGUAAAAUCGAUCUGAAACCCGACGAUCGGUUGCAAAUGCGCAAAAUGUUAUCGCAAAAAGAAUCGAAUUACAUACGGUUGAAACGGGCGAAAAUGGAUGAGAGUAUGUUUGUGAAAAUUAAACCGAUCGGCGUGGGGGCUUUCGGUGAGGUUACUUUGGUGAAGAAAAUCGACACCAAUCAUCUUUACGCGAUGAAAACUUUAAGGAAAAGCGAUGUUUUGAAACGAAAUCAAGUGGCGCAUGUUAAAGCGGAACGAGAUAUUUUAGCGGAAGCCGAUAAUGAAUGGGUCGUUAAGUUGUACUAUUCGUUUCAAGACAGUGAUAUUUUGUAUUUUGUUAUGGAUUAUAUACCCGGGGGUGAUUUAAUGUCUUUACUUAUUAAAUUUGGGGUGUUUCAAGAGCAUCUAGCCAGGUUUUACAUUGCUGAAUUAACCUGCGCGGUAGAAAGCGUACAUAAAAUGGGAUUUAUCCAUAGAGAUAUUAAACCAGAUAAUAUCUUAAUCGAUAAAGAAGGACAUAUUAAAUUGACCGAUUUUGGGUUAUGCACCGGGUUUAGAUGGACGCAUAAUUCGAAAUAUUAUCAACCCAAUGGUGAUCACAGCAGACAGGAUUCAAUGGAACCAAUUGAUGAUUGGGAUGAGGAGUGUUGGUGUAAACCGUUGGAACGAAGGCGCCGUAUGGAACAUCAAAGGUGCUUGGCGCAUUCUUUAGUUGGUACGCCGAAUUAUAUAGCACCGGAAGUCCUGGAACGAACGGGGUAUACGCAAUUAUGUGAUUGGUGGAGUGUUGGUGUUAUUCUUUAUGAAAUGUUGGUUGGAAGUCCUCCAUUUUUAGCUAAUUCGCCAGCGGAAACACAACACAAAGUUAUUCAUUGGGAAACAACACUUCGCAUCCCUCAAGAAGCAAAUCUAAGUAAAGAAAGUACCGAUUUAAUAUUAAAAUUAUGUACAAGUGCCGAUCGCCGACUCGGUCAAAAAGCAUCAGAAGUAAAAUCGCACGUUUUCUUUAAAGAGAUUGAUUUCGAGAAAGGUUUACGCCGACAACCUGCCCCCUACAAACCCAAGAUUGAAUCGCCAACGGAUACGUCGAAUUUCGACGAAAUCAGCCCCGAACAACUCCGAAAUUUUGGCUCGUUAGAUUCUGAUGAACAACUUGAUAAGCAACACCCAGGUUUUUACGAAUUUACGUUUCGAAGGUUUUUUGAUGAUGUUGUUGGAUCGGAUUUUAAUCGCAUUAAUUUGGACGAUAACGAAAAUCAGGGUGCUAUUUAUGUAUGAAAAAAAAGGGGGGAAAAAUCUUUUUUUCUUUUUGUUUUUUAUUUUUGUUUAAAAUUUUCGGGCUGGAACCCGAUUAUAAAAUUAUAACCCCGUCCAAAAAUGUGCUCUCUCUGUAUUUAUCUCUCUCACUCUAUAAUACAUAAAAAAAUGUUUGUGGAGGAAAUGAUUUUAUAAAAAUGAAAAGAAGAAAAGAUGGGAAAAUCAGGUUAGAAAAUGAUAGGAAAGGUUUUUUUUGGAUUGCAUCUGUGAUAUUGUUAAUAUCAUUUAAUUUUUUUGGAUUAAAAGGUAAGGUGAUGAUGGAGGAUUUAUUACAAAAUAUAUGGAUUGAUUUUUUUUUGUUUGAGGAAAAUUUAAGUGCUCAAUUUUAACUCUAAUAAUUUAAAUAGAAUGAGGAAAAAGCGCGAGAAAUGAAAAUAAAAUAAAUAAACUAACAUAAAUGUAGAUUUUAAACAAACGUGUAAAGUACAAGUUUUUUCUUUUUUUGUAGUAUAUUUGUGUACUAAAAAAUUAAACUGGAGUUAUCUUUAAUAAAAGAGUUGAUCGAAUAACGUUGUACAGAAACUAUAAAUAUUUUUUAAAAAACAAUAAAUUAUUAUGAGAAAAAGAAAAUGAUGUGAACAUUAUGGUGCUAUGUUAUCAUAGAUUUUUAAAAUGAUUUUAAGAAAAAAUACACUAUUUAUGUAUA
Molecule: messenger RNA, 4268 nt
Organism: Onthophagus taurus
Lineage: Eukaryota; Metazoa; Arthropoda; Insecta; Coleoptera; Scarabaeidae
Gene: wts
Product: serine/threonine-protein kinase warts
Biological process (GO): hippo signaling; positive regulation of apoptotic process; regulation of organ growth
Molecular function (GO): protein serine/threonine kinase activity; ATP binding
Source: RefSeq, a predicted model, not a curated record